GGGCGGCAUGUACCGGGGCAGGGGCGCGCGGGCGGCCGAGCCCGGCUCCCCGGGGCUCAGCACCGCGCAGCUCCGCGGCCUGCUGCAGGACGAGCCGCAGCUGGAGCGCAUCGUGCGGCUGAGCAUGAGCAGGAAGUUUCAGAGCUUGCAGCUGGAGCGGGAAAUGUGCCUGGCUUCGAACUAUGCCCUGGCCAAGGAGAACCUGUCCCUGCAGCCGCGGCUGGAGAACGGCAAAGCCUCACUGGCCAUAAAGUACCAGGAGCUGCGGGAGACGAGGGAGGCGUGUCAGGAAAAGCAGCAGCGAGUGGAGACCUGCCUGAGGAAGUGGAGCCCGCAGAGCGCCCUGAGCCAGCUCCAAGCCGCGCUGGAUGCAGCCGAGGCGGAGUCGGAGGCGCAGGUGGAGAUGUUCCUGGGCCGGGAGCUGCCCCUGGAUGCCUUCCUGGAAUUCUUUCAGGAGAGCCGCAUGCUGUCCCAUCUCCGCAGGACACAGGUGGAGAAACUGGAGCAGCUUCUGCGGAAGGAGAAGCAGCCCAGGGGGCUCCCCACGUGCUGCGAGGGGCAGCGACCUGCCCUGCUGAGCCCAGCCCGAGCCCAAGUUGCCCUGGUGCAAAACGCAGCCUCUCCCAAGAUGUUCCAGCUCCGCUAUGGCUACACACCUGCCCUGCUUGUCCCCUCUGACGCCAUCAUACCAUUCCCUGUGCCCGUUGCCCCUCCCAGCCGAAACCUGCCUCCCCUGGCCUCUUGCUCAGGCCAGUCGCCACCGUCUCACUCCAGCAUCCCAUGCCUGGGCUCCCCUCUGCGUCUGAUUGGACACAUCCCCCUGCUCAGCCCGCGGCCUUUCCGCGUGCAGCAUGCGCACCUGUCUUACCCACAGAAGCAGGAGCCGCCUCACCGGUAGCUGUUGGGGCGAUGAGAUGUCCUCAGACCCGAGUCCUUGACGCACCAGCCGACCAGUGCACGUGAGCUUCCUGUGCUAGAGAACCAAUGUGAACCAAACACAGCCCCUGCCAGCUGGGCGGCUCGAAGGCGUCGUUCACUCCCACCCUGGGGUCUCAGGAAGCCUCCAGGGGGCGCUGCAGUCUGCGGGGGUGAUGUAAUGAACUGCUCCAGGAUGCAGCUCGCAGUGGGGUCUGUGUGGCUGCCAGGUGGCCAGAGGGGGGAGCGUCAGAGGCAGCCUGGCAGUGGUUAAUUAUAAUGGGCAGGUGUUGCUAGGGGGAGUUCAGGCUGGGGCGAGGGGGGUUGUCAGAUGGCAGUGUCAGUGGGCGCGCAGCAGGCCUGCGGGGGUCGGGGGAUAUACAGCGUGGGGGGCUGGCUGGCAGAUUACAGGCACAGGGCAGGAUCCCAGCCGCCCUGCAUGGGUUGGAGGUGAAUGUGAUGAGAGGAGGCUACGGUGACCGGGAGGAGGGCCAGAGCAGGUCCGUGGGGCACAGAGGGGAAUGCAGACCCAGGCAGGGGGCUGAGGUUACAGUGAGCAGGAUAAGAACAGGGCCAUGUGGGGUGCAGACGACUCAUGGAAGGAGGGCUCCUGCUGUCUCCCUCCCCUCCCCGCUCUGCCAGCCUGUGGGUGUGAGCGAGAGAGGGGCAUGAUAGCCGGGGCAGGGCUGUGGGAGGCGUGAGGGGCAGGGCCCUGGUGCCACGCUGUACAGUGCUAGGGCCUCCCAGGCGGGUACGUGGCGGUUUGUCGGGGAACACGGGGCACCAAGAUCAUUUUCCAAAUAAAGGCGCUUUCCAGUCUCUCUUCUUUGCCUGGGGCUUGUGCUGUGGGAGGAGGGGAAUUUGCCCUCCCAGGAAGGUCACUGAGUGCCCUUGGCAGCAGG
Messenger RNA from Mauremys mutica (yellowpond turtle), 1817 nucleotides. It is a transcript of the gene VPS37D, whose product is annotated as VPS37D subunit of ESCRT-I. Gene Ontology annotation, cellular component: ESCRT I complex. The record is from RefSeq and is a predicted model, not a curated record. The coding region runs from base 8 to 898 and encodes 296 amino acids. NCBI's taxonomy places the organism in Eukaryota, Metazoa, Chordata, Testudines, Geoemydidae. The transcript is spliced from 4 exons. Gene Ontology annotation, biological process: protein targeting to membrane; protein targeting to vacuole; ubiquitin-dependent protein catabolic process via the multivesicular body sorting pathway.